AUGAACACAGAAAGACCAGAAGAAGAAAACAUGCUACCCAAGGCAACUGUGGACAGGAUGGUUGCAUCAAUCCUUCCAAAAAGCUCGAUUGUUCCAAAGGAAUCAAAAGAGAUGUUUCAGAACGGAUGCAUCUGCUUCCUGAACAUGUUGACACUGGAGGCAAACAAAGUCUGUGAGGAGGAGAAGAAAAAAACCAUGAGCCAUGAGCACAUCUACAAGGCAUUGAAAAACCUUGGGUUUGAAAGCUACAUUGAAGAAUGCAUAAAGGAGCAUCGGAACUAUGAAAACUAUAUCAAGCAGAAGCCUUCAAAGAUUGACAAGCUCAAGGAUUCAGGCUUGAGCAUGGAGGAGCUGCAUGACCAGCAGGAAAAGCUCUUCAAAAUUGCAAAGAUCGAGCUUGCAAAGUCGUUUGAGGAUGAUCCGUGUAAUGACAGCAACGGCAGCGAGAGGGAGGAUGAUAUCGAAUAG
Molecule: messenger RNA, 468 nt
Organism: Ordospora pajunii
Lineage: Eukaryota; Fungi; Microsporidia; Ordosporidae
Product: putative histone-like CBF/NF-Y transcription factor
Exons: 1
Coding region: 1-468 (155 amino acids)
Biological process (GO): RNA polymerase II preinitiation complex assembly; negative regulation of transcription by RNA polymerase II
Cellular component (GO): negative cofactor 2 complex
Molecular function (GO): protein heterodimerization activity; TBP-class protein binding; RNA polymerase II general transcription initiation factor activity
Source: RefSeq, a predicted model, not a curated record